Messenger RNA from Aureobasidium musti, 762 nucleotides. The record is from the annotation of a GenBank genome assembly. Lineage: Eukaryota; Fungi; Ascomycota; Dothideomycetes; Dothideales; Saccotheciaceae.
AUGGACCUACCAGACGCUGCCACCAUCUGCUUGCAAAUCCAGGGCUUCAGAGGAGUCCAGCCAACUGACCCAUACAUCGAAGGCAUGAUAGUUGCUCUCGAACUGCAACUUCAAGAAUUGGAUAUGGACAACAACACUUCAUCCCAUCUCUCAACAUUCGACCCUGACUUCGAGAGUGAUCGCGAGAUUGUUCUUUCUCUGGCCAUUGAGGACGAAAUUGCUCUUGCUCUGGACAAACAACCUCUCUGGGUGGAGACUGAUUGUACGAUCUGCACGUCAAGAAUCAGCGGAUACCAAAUCUUCGAAGCUCCCUGCGCACACUCCUACUGUCAUGACUGUUUGAGAGACUUGUUCGAACUGACGAUUAGAGAUGAGUCACACUACCUACCCAGCUGCUGCCGCCUCGAGAUUGUCUUGGGCCCCACCGUGGUGCCCAUUCUCGGUGGCGACCUCACCGAUAAAUUCAAUGAGAAAAAGGUUGAGUACAAUACCGAGCAUGGAAAGAGAACCUACUGUUGCGGCUCCAAUUGCGGAGCAUUCGUUCCCGAGCCCGCCAUUCAGGAUGGAGUUGCGACAUGUCUUGAUUGUGGUAGAAGGACAUGCACGAUUUGCAAGGAAGCAGCACACCGUGGUGACUGCCCUAAAGACGAGGAUACGCAGAGUGUACUCGAGCUGGCUAGCAGGGAAGGCUGGCAGCGCUGCUAUAACGCCAAAUGCCGUCGAAUAGUGUCUCUUGCUGUCGGUUGUAAUCAUAUGACGUGA